AUGGUAGAACUCAAAAAGGUAGCCAAACAAAAGUCUUCUUCCUUGGGUGGAGGACCUUCAGAAAAGUCCAAACAGAAACAACACAUUCCCUCAAAAACCAAAACUCGUGUACCACUCUUUCAAAAGAUUGUUGAGGAACAAAUUCAACCAGCGUAUCCUUCUCCCAUUCUCGAUGAGAAACGAGAUCACAACUUUGAGGAAUUGGUCAAACAUUCUCUGGAUGAGAUCUUGAAAUUGAAACAUACAGAUAAUCCCCACAGUUCCUACAUUGGUAACGCUGAAAGAAUUCUGAAUACGGAAGAAGAUAUUGUCAAGUAUAGAGCGAAAGCAGAACUUCCACUUCAUCCUUCUUCACCUAAACAAGUCAUUUCCAAAGUUUCAGAAUACUUUCAUGGUGUGAUGGAUCUAGCUUCACCAAUCAUGUUGGAAAAUGUCAAUCCUCCUUCCAAUAUUCCAGCAUUGAUCAGUUCAUUCUUUGGUUCAUUGUAUAAUGUGGCUAUCGUGCAAGAUGAAUAUGCUUGGAAUGUCGCAUUGACUGAGAUUGAAUCGUUGGGAAUGUUGACAAAAUUGGUGGGUUGGGAUCCACAAACAGCGAAUGGAGUAUUUACCUUUGGUGGAACAGGAAAUGAAAUGUACGCUCUUAAAGUUGCAUUGACAAGAUGCCUCGGAACGCAAUAUCGUUUCAAAGGUAUUCGAGACAGUGACAAGGUCAAAGUGUUUGUUUCAGAGAUUGGCCACUAUUGUAAAUUCAACACGACCGAUUGGAUGGGCAUUGGAAUGGACAAUGUCAUUGGAGUUCAAAUCAAUGAUGACAAUUCCAUGAAUAAGGACGAUCUCUACAAGAAACUUUGUGAUUCUGCUCGUAAUGGGGAAAAGAUUGCUUGCAUUAUUGCCACAUGUGGAUCAACAGACCCAUUUGGUGUCGAUGAUGUUCAAAGCAUUGUUCAAAUUCGUGACAAGAUUGUUCAGGAAUAUCAACUCGAUUACAAACCCUUCGUUUAUUGCGACUCUGUGAUUGGAUGGCCAUGGCUCUUUUUCCGUUAUUACGAUUUUGAGAAGAAUCCUCUCCAAAUUGACACUCAAUAUGUUCUUCCUGCUAUCAAGAGCGUGUUUGAACGAAUUCAAUUCCUGAAAUUAGCCGAUGGAAUUGGAAUUGAUUUCCACAAGACUGGAUUCUCUCACUACGUUUGUUCGUGUGUCCUCUUCCAGAAUGGCAAAGAAUUUGAGGAUAAUCUCUCUCGUCCCAAAGAUGUCAUGCAUUACUUGUACAAUUUCUCCGUUUACAAACCUGGAUGCUACACACUGGAAUGUUCGAGACCUGCCAUGUCUUUAUCUGCAUACAGCACCUUGUUAUUGUUUGGAAUUGAGGGUUAUCAGUCCAUGAUUGCUCAUUUAGUGAAAGUACAACACGCGUUGCGGACGGCUCUCUCUGAAUUUGAGAAUAUUUGUAUUGUGAAUGACUUGGACAAUGGAUUUGUAACACUCUUUAGAGUCUAUCCAGAAGGAAUCAAUGCCCAAGAACAAUAUGCUAAAGAAUUUGAAGAGAGCGAUCCCAAUGUGGUCAACAGAAGCAAUGAAUAUCAAAAACAUAUUGCAAAUGUUCUUCAUUUGAAACGAAUCGAACAAGAUGGACCAGCUCUCUCCUACACUCGAUGUUUUCGUAAAAACAAACAUGGACAUUUAUUGUCAGCCAUUAAGGCCUUUCCAAUGAGUCCAUUUUGUACCGAAGAAAUUAUUCGAGAUUAUGUCGUGAAGCAUAUUGUGAAUGUUUUCAAAGAAGUAGGAAAAGAAUUUGAAGAUCAUGUUCAGAAAGUAGAAGGAGAGGGACAUCCUCUUUGGAAAUAUCCAAGACAUCGACAUUUUGACAAACAUACCAUGCAUAGUCAGUGA
This is a messenger RNA of Naegleria lovaniensis, 1890 nucleotides long. RefSeq lists its product as uncharacterized. Lineage: Eukaryota; Heterolobosea; Eutetramitea; Acrasida; Naegleriidae. The transcript has 2 exons. The record is from RefSeq and is a predicted model, not a curated record. Bases 1 to 1890 code for a protein of 629 amino acids. Gene Ontology annotation, cellular component: cytoplasm. Gene Ontology annotation, molecular function: carboxy-lyase activity; pyridoxal phosphate binding. Gene Ontology annotation, biological process: carboxylic acid metabolic process.